Messenger RNA from Canariomyces notabilis, 435 nucleotides. RefSeq lists its product as uncharacterized. NCBI's taxonomy places the organism in Eukaryota, Fungi, Ascomycota, Sordariomycetes, Sordariales, Chaetomiaceae. The annotation marks the transcript as partial. The record is from RefSeq and is a predicted model, not a curated record. The transcript has a single exon.
GAAAGCGCCCUGACAUUCCCCAAUCUACACAAACAGGUGCUCUCCGCCCUGUCUGGCGCCAUCAGUCCCAGACCUUGGUUCAACAAAGCCGGCUCAGACAACGCUGCAAUCGACGACUAUUCGACCAACGUGCGGGGCCGCUUCCGCUGCGCCAACACAGCCUGCCGGCAAGCCGGCUGGGGCAGCGGGCGCGUCGCCAUCCUGAUCCGGCAUUAUCCCCGGAAUGGGUACAACGCCGUUGUGUUCAACCAGCGGUGCAAGUCCUGCGAGCGGCUGGGUGUGCUGACGCUGGACGAGCAAUCGUAUGUGGAUCGGGUGGCGUACCGGUUGAAGAAGUGGGCAGGAGUCAAAGUCGAACGGCCGCCGUAUGCACCACAUCGCGGCCCGGAACAUGAGGAGGAGCUUUGUGAAGGGUGUAAGAGAGGGGUUUGCCGG